Molecule: messenger RNA, 4868 nt
Organism: Camelus dromedarius (Arabian camel)
Lineage: Eukaryota; Metazoa; Chordata; Mammalia; Artiodactyla; Camelidae
Gene: DHX57
Product: DExH-box helicase 57
Exons: 29
Coding region: 682-4830 (1382 amino acids)
Cellular component (GO): intracellular anatomical structure
Molecular function (GO): metal ion binding; RNA binding; helicase activity
Source: RefSeq, a predicted model, not a curated record
CCAUGACUAAAAGCUCAUUUCAUCCGUUUAAAGUUAUUUUUAACUGACUUCUUUCUAAUGCUUACAUGGUACAAAGCCACCUCAACUCGUGGACUCUUCCAAAGGUGUGGCUGUAAGGCUCUGAAGUAAUGCAUACCUAAAUUACUGGGGAAUGACCUGCGGAAUCUAGGAGGAAGAGGUGCUACCCGCCCUGUGGGAAAACGAUGUGAAGAAGUCAGUUCAUCAGCUUCUCCGUGCUUCUGUGACACAGGACACGAGCAAUGUAUUGUCCUGGACGCAGGCCAAAAGAAAGUAGUCAGGAUAGCAGGUGAGCAAACCAGGGAAGAAAAUACAGAAAGAGGAGGAAAGAGGAUGCCAAAGACAGUGUCUUAUUUCGGAAUUUGUCCUCCUUGGUCCUGGAUGCUUAUUCUUCAACAUUGCAUCUUCACUGUUCCUGGAUCAGGCCAUCCUCUCUUCCCCGGACCUGUCCAUUGAAAUGAAGAGUAAGAGACAGCAGGUGGAACAGGAGAAGCAACUGAGGCCUGGAGAGAGGAAGAAAAGUGACCUGCUCAAAGCCACACAGCUUUGAAAAUAAUUGUUAGAGGUUCUCUCCCUGGAUUCAUCUGAGUGGAAGUUAAGAGCCUCCCAGAGACAUGCUAUGCAAGAGACAGAGGGCACUGAGUCGCCGAAUACAAGGUGAAAAUGAGUUCUUCAGUGAGAAGAAAAGGCAAGCCAGGCAAAGGAGGUGGAAAGGGGUCUUCUAGAGGAGGAAGAGGAGGCAGGAGUCAUGCUAAUAAAUCUCACGGGGGUGGCAGUGGUGGCGGUGGCAUUGGUGGCAAUAGAAAGGCGUCAAGUAGAAUUUGGGAUGAUGGAGAUGAUUUUUGUAUCUUCAGUGAAUCAAGGCGCUCAUCCAGACCGAGCAACAGUAGUGUGAGAAGAGAUACAUGCCCCAAAUGGAAGCCUGACUCCAAAGUGCCCCUUCAGACUCUGCACAUGACUUCUGAGAAUCAAGAAAAAGUGAAAGCUCUUCUCCGAGAUCUGCAGGAACAAGAUGCGGACGCUGGAUCUGAAAGAGGCAUUUCUGGGGAGGAGGAAGAUGACGAGCCUGACUGCGAUGAGGAGCAGUACUGGUCAGCUGGACGAGAAGCUUCCCUUGUUCCCGACCCUGAUCCUUUGGAAUGUGCUGGCUCAGGCCUGGUAGAGCCUCAUAGUCCAGAAUUUACAGUCUCAACAUUUGCAGUGCAGAAACUUUCCAGAUAUGGUUUCAACAUUGAACGCUGUCAGGCAGCCCUGAGGAUUUGUGAUGGAGAUGUGGGGGCAUCGCUGGAACAUCUAUUCACCCAGUGUUUUUCAGAGACAUUUGGAGAGAGGAUGAAGAUCUCUGAGGCAGUUGCGUGUAUAAGCUUGGAUGAGUGCGUGGAACAGCGACAGGAAGAGGCAUUUGCUCUCAAGUCAAUCUGCGGAGAAAAAUUUAUAGAAAGAAUUCAGAACAGAGUCUGGACCAUUGGAUUAGAACUGGAGUAUUUGACGAGUAAAUUCUGCAAAUCCAAGCGAAAGGAAAGUACCAAAACUAUACAGGAGACUUCACUUGAAAUCUGUAAAUUUUACCUCAAAGGAAAUUGUAAAUUUGGAUCAAAAUGCAAAUUCAAACAUGAAGUGCCACCAAAUCAAAUUGUCGGGAGAGUGGAAAGAAGUGUAGAUGAUUCUCACCUUAAUGCUAAUGAAGAUGCACCUUUUUUAUAUGAACUUGAAAUUCGAUUUUCUAAAGACCACAAAUACCCCUACCAAGCUCCUCUUGUGGCAUUUUAUUCCACCAAUGAGAAUCUACCUCUGGCUUGUCGUUUACAUAUUUCUGAGUUCCUUUAUGGCAAGGCCUUGACAUUUGCAGAAACUUCAGAACCUGCUGUAUAUUCUUUGAUAACCCUUUUAGAGGAAGAAUCAGAAAUAGCCAAGUUACUAACAAAUACCCAUCACAAGUACAGUCUCCCUCCUGUGAACUUUCUUCCAGUAUCCUCUGGGACCAGAGUAAACAAUCCUGUCUGUUGUAAACCAGCGAUUCCAAGUAAUUCUAUUGUUUCAAAUCAAAUUCCAGAAGUUAAAAAAGAAUCAGAACCUGAGGAGGAGACAGAUGAGGAUGAAGGUCCUGCACCAGUUGUAGUGGAGAAUGAAAGCUAUGUCAACCUUAAGAAAAAGAUUUCCAAAAGAUAUGACUGGCAGGCAAAGUCAGUACAUGCCGAAAAUGCUAAAAUCUGCAAGCAGUUCCGAAUAAAACAGGCGUCCAGACAGUUCCAGUCAAUUCUGCAAGAAAGACAGUCGCUCCCUGCUUGGGAAGAAAGAGAAAACAUUCUUGAAUUGCUGAGCAAGCACCAAGUGCUUGUUGUAAGUGGUAUGACUGGAUGUGGGAAAACCACACAGAUUCCACAGUUUAUUCUGGAUGAUUCUUUGAACGGACCCCCUGAGAAGGUGGCCAACAUCAUCUGUACCCAACCCCGACGAAUCUCUGCAGUCUCUGUCGCUGAGCGUGUUGCUAAGGAAAGGGCAGAAAGAGUGGGUCUGACUGUGGGGUACCAGAUCCGGCUAGAAAGCGUUAAGUCCUCAGCCACCAGACUGUUAUACUGCACCACAGGAGUGCUGCUCAGGAGGCUCGAGGGGGACACGGCUCUACAAGGAGUCACCCAUAUCAUUGUUGAUGAAGUUCACGAGAGGACAGAGGAAAGUGACUUCUUGCUGCUAGUUUUGAAAGAUAUUGUGUUGCAGAGACCAACUCUUCAAGUUAUUCUGAUGAGUGCAACUUUAAACGCUGAGCUCUUUUCAGAAUAUUUUAAUUCCUGCCCAGUUAUCACUAUACCAGGUCGUACAUUUCCUGUUGAUCAGUAUUUUCUGGAAGAUGCAAUCGCUAUGACAAGGUACGUGUUACAGGAUGGGAGCCCAUAUACGCGCUCCAUGAAGCAGAUGUCCAAGGAGAAGCUCAAGGCGCGGCGCAGCAGAACUGCAUUUGAGGAAGUGGAGGAAGACCUGCGGCUCUCCCUUCACCUCCAGGACCAGGACUCUGUCAAAGACGCAGUGCCCGAUCAACAGUUAGAUUUUAAGCAGCUCCUGGCCCGCUAUAAAGGGGUUAGCAAAUCAGUCAUCAAAACAAUGUCCAUCAUGGAUUUUGAAAAGGUUAAUCUUGAAUUAAUCGAGGCCUUGCUAGAGUGGAUAGUGGAUGGAAAGCACUCCUACCCUCCAGGUGCUAUACUUGUAUUUUUACCGGGACUAGCAGAAAUCAAGAUGCUUUAUGAACAGCUACAGUCUAAUGCUCUUUUCAACAACCGACGUAGUCAUCGAUGUGUUGUUCACCCACUUCAUUCAUCUUUAUCCAGUGAAGAGCAGCAGGCUGUGUUUGUAAAACCGCCUGUAGGUGUAACUAAGAUUAUAAUUUCCACCAAUAUUGCUGAGACUUCCAUAACCAUUGAUGAUGUUGUCUAUGUCAUCGAUUCUGGGAAAAUGAAAGAAAAGAGAUACGAUGCCAGCAAAGGAAUGGAAAGUUUAGAGGAUACUUUUGUCUCUCAAGCCAAUGCCCUGCAAAGAAAAGGGCGAGCAGGUCGUGUGGCCUCUGGGGUCUGCUUCCAUUUAUUUACCAGUCAUCACUUCAAUCACCAACUUCUAAAACAGCAGCUACCAGAAAUACAAAGAGUGCCGUUGGAACAGCUCUGUCUACGAAUUAAAAUUUUAGAGAUGUUUAGCACUCAUAAUCUCCAGUCUGUGUUCUCUCGGCUCAUUGAACCUCCACACGCUGAUUCUCUCCGUGCCUCAAAAAUACGAUUACGAGACUUGGGAGCCUUAACUCCAGAUGAAAAACUGACCCCUCUAGGGUAUCACUUGGCCUCUCUGCCCGUAGAUGUGAGAAUCGGCAAACUAAUGCUGUUUGGGUCUAUCUUCCGCUGUUUGGAUCCUGCUCUCACCAUUGCUGCCAGUUUAGCUUUUAAGUCUCCUUUCGUCUCUCCCUGGGAUAAAAAAGAGGAAGCUAACCAGAAAAAGCUAGAAUUUGCAUUUGCAAACAGUGAUUAUCUGGCCCUCCUACGAGCAUAUAAGGGAUGGCAGCUAAGUACGAAAGAAGGGAUGCGUGCAAGUUAUAAUUACUGCAGACAAAACUUCUUGUCCGGAAGAGUUCUUCAGGAAAUGGCCAGCCUCAAACGACAAUUCACUGAACUGUUGUCAGAUAUAGGCUUUGUAAAGGAGGGGCUCCGAGCAAGGGAAAUUGAGAAAAGGGCCCAAGGAGGAGGAGACGGUAUCUUGGAUGCCACAGGAGAAGAGGCAAACUCAAAUGCUGAGAACCCCAAGCUGAUAUCAGCAAUGCUGUGUGCUGCUCUGUAUCCAAAUGUGGUGCAGGUGAAAAGCCCAGAAGGGAAGUUUCAAAAGACCAGUACCGGAGCUGUCAGAAUGCAACCAAAAUCAGAUGAGCUGAAGUUUGUCACCAAGAACGAUGGAUAUGUACACAUUCACCCUUCAUCAGUGAACUACCAGGUCAGGCACUUUGACAGCCCCUACCUGGUGUACCACGAGAAGAUCAAAACGAGUCGGGUGUUCAUCCGAGACUGCAGCGUGGUGUCUGUGUACCCACUGGUCUUGUUUGGAGGAGGCCAAGUGCAUGUGCAGCUUCAAAGGGGAGAGUUCGUUGUCUCCUUGGAUGAUGGUUGGAUCCGUUUUGCAGCUGCUUCUCAUCAGGUGGCUGAAUUAGUAAAGGAACUUCGCUGUGAACUUGACCAGCUCCUCCAGGAUAAGAUAAAAAACCCAAGCAUAGAUCUGUGUACCUGUCCCCGCGGGUCUCGGAUCAUCAGCACGAUUGUGAAACUUGUCACCACGCAAUAGAGACCAGUCUUGGGAGAGUGCCUGCUCCUCACCUGGGA